AUGGUACUCGCAAGUGGCUGGCGUGCUCUGAUGCGCUGUUGUCAGCCGGUGCUCCCAACCCCCAAAGCGACUGCGUCUGACCACCAGGCACAGGUUCCCUCGUUUGUCGGCCGGGUCGACGAAGGGGAAUUCAACUUGGAGUGGAAGACCGCAACAAACGACCGCGUCGGCUGUAGACGCACGACACGUGACAACACGGUCUGCCACCAAGCAAUGCAUUUAGGGGACACCUGCGCGACGCCGACUGCGGCAACCGAGGACAUCGGCUCAGAGUGUGAUUGGACUGCUGACGACGCAGCAGUUGUUCCGUCGCUGUGGAGCGGUUUCGACGAUGAAGCGCUUAUGCUACAAUCAACGAGCGCCGUCACAGAUCCCCUCGCGUGUAGAAGCUCCGGCUGUGAAAGCGCGACCAGGUUUAGGCCCUUGCUGCUCUCGGAUCUCCUUUCCGCAGAGUCGAGUGACGAGAUCGACUUGGAAUUGGCUAUGGAUCCCUACGAACCGGUGGUUCUUUCCUUGUCGCUCAGUCAAAUAGACGAAGAGGAAAUCAGUACGGAGACGAAGAGCCUAUGCGGUUGUGGACAACAGCGCGUAUGCACACCGCGAGUCGCGACUACCCCUGAAAACGGAGCACAUGAUACGCGAUAUCUCUGUUGGACGCCGACUCCGAGAAGCGAGGAGUUCGACUCGGAGUCGGAGAAUGGCCCUUGCGAAGCAGCAGCUGUUCCGUGGUCCUUCAGUCAAACCAACGAACAGAGGCUUUACACAUCGAGAACUACCCCGAGAGACCACCGUGUCACGCGUCAACGAACGAGUCGUGGAAGGCUGUUCCCAAGUAAAGCCCAGCUGCUGUCGGAUCUCCGGCUGACGCUGAUAGAGGCGAUUGACCAGAUGGACUCGCGAAGUGCAAUCGUCACCGGGAUAACAGGGGUCGAUUCAUCUUGUUUUAGUCGGGUCGAAGAUGGCGAAGUCGAUUUCGAGGACAAUGGCAACUGCCGCGUCGCGUGUCCACGUAGACAACAUCCCCGACGGAGAAGAAGAGGAAGAGGCCGCCGUCGACCCAUUCCAUGCUAUACGGCAGAGGUGGAGCAAGUGGUCCAUUUGCCGAAGGAUGAAAGUACGGUUGAUGAGAUCACCGGUAUCCCAUACUUCAUCGAAGACGUCAACAUAGAGGAUAUCUGCUUCUACAGAGUCACGGCAAACAACCGGCGCGUGGCGCAUGCCCAAACUCCCCGAGAACGGAAUAUCCUAAAGAAUUUUUUGAGCAACGCAAUGCGCCAUAUGCUGCCUCCAUCGGUGGAAGACUUCUACGCGAUGCCCACUCAAAUCACAAAUGGGGUACGAAUCAACGGCGGCCCUAGCAUACUCGCACGAGGCGAUGAAGACGAGCCGGAGGACCAGAAAGCUCUCCAGGACGCGAACAGCAUCUCGCCUGGACGUGCAACACCGGGCAGAAAGCUCCGACGUAAACAGGCUGGCACCGAGAAACGCUGCACCUACAGGGUGAUUUUGCGACAUCAGGAGAUUAUAGUAUCGUCAGAGUCCGAAGAAGACUACGACGGUCCGCUUUCGCCGGUGUCCGAAGAAGACAGUGAUGAUACGUUUCUGCCACAGUCCCUCGAAGCAGAAUCGGACGACGCAGCUCCAUCAGGAUCCGAGGGAGACGCCAGCGAUCUUUCCAGUGCCUUCGCAAUGUCCACGCAAGCCGACGAAGAGGCGCAAGACUUCGACAGAGACCUUCGUCGUGUGCACAGCGUCGCGUCUUCACGUACCUCGUACAGCAGAGCGACCGACACGGAGCCUCCCGCCACGCCGAGUCUCGGUGCCGCUUCGUCAGAGUUCGAAGGAGACAGUGACGAGGAGAAUUCGUCGGGAUCCGAAGAAGACAGUGAUGAUACGUUUCUGCCACAGUCCCUCGAAGCAGAAUCGGACGACGCAGCUCCAUCAGGAUCCGAGGGAGACGCCAGCGAUCUUUCCAGUGCCUUCGCAAUGUCCACGCAAGCCGACGAAGAGGCGCAAGACUUCGACAGAGACCUUCGUCGUGUGCACAGCGUCGCGUCUUCACGUACCUCGUACAGCAGAGCGACCGACACGGAGCCUCCCGCCACGCCGAGUCUCGGUGCCGCUUCGUCAGAGUUCGAAGGAGACAGUGACGAGGAGAAUUCGUCGGGGUCCGAAGAAGACAUCGAUGAUACGUUUCUGCCACAGUCCCUCGAAGCAGAAUCGGACGACGCAGCUCCAUCAGGAUCCGAGGGAGACGCCAGCGAUCUUUCCAGUGCCUUCGCAAUGUCCACGCAAGCCGACGAAGAGGCGCAAGACUUCGACAGAGACCUUCGUCGUGUGCACAGCGUCGCGUCUUCACGUACCUCGUACAGCAGAGCGACCGACACGGAGCCUCCCGCCACGCCGAGUCUCGGUGCCGCUUCGUCAGAGUUCGAAGGAGACAGUGACGAGGAGAAUUCGUCGGGAUCCGAAGAAGACAGUGAUGAUACGUUUCUGCCACAGUCCCUCGAAGCAGAAUCGGACGACGCAGCUCCAUCAGGAUCCGAGGGAGACGCCAGCGAUCUUUCCAGUGCCUUCGCAAUGUCCACGCAAGCCGACGAAGAGGCGCAAGACUUCGACAGAGACCUUCGUCGUGUGCACAGCGUCGCGUCUUCACGUACCUCGUACAGCAGAGCGACCGACACGGAGCCUCCCGCCACGCCGAGUCUCGGUGCCGCUUCGUCAGAGUUCGAAGGAGACAGUGACGAGGAGAAUUCGUCGGGAUCCGAAGAAGACAGUGAUGAUACGUUUCUGCCACAGUCCCUCGAAGCAGAAUCGGACGACGCAGCUCCAUCAGGAUCCGAGGGAGACGCCAGCGAUCUUUCCAGUGCCUUCGCAAUGUCCACGCAAGCCGACGAAGAGGCGCAAGACUUCGACAGAGACCUUCGUCGUGUGCACAGCGUCGCGUCUUCACGUACCUCGUACAGCAAAGCGACCGACACGGAGCCUCCCGCCACGCCGAGUCUCGGUGCCGCUUCGUCAGAGUUCGAAGGAGACAGUGACGAGGAGAAUGCGUCGGGGUCCGAAGAAGACAGCGGCGUCAUUUCGUCCGGAUCUGAUGAAGUCUCGAAUGACACCGGUUCACCAAGGAUGUCCGAAGACGACUAUCACAGCAAGGCUUUCGCAGUCCAAAAAUGA
This is a messenger RNA of Toxoplasma gondii ME49, 3177 nucleotides long. RefSeq lists its product as hypothetical. The record is from RefSeq and is a predicted model, not a curated record. Bases 1 to 3177 code for a protein of 1058 amino acids. The transcript has a single exon. Lineage: Eukaryota; Apicomplexa; Conoidasida; Eucoccidiorida; Sarcocystidae.